CACUGUGACUAUUCUCUUUAACUUUCUUAGAACUACUAAAAGUCAGAAGAAAGUUAAUUUCCUCUUGUGGGUAUAUGUGUUGUAUCGCUGGUAAAGGCAGCUGAUAUAACUGAUGGUGGGACAGCUGUAAGAGCCUCGGACCCUGGCAACGUGUCAAGUCGUUUUGGUUGUCGCGGUCCCCACCUCAGCUUGUACUAUUAUUAUUUUUGUUAUAUGUUAUUUUGGCAUAGUGGUGUGCAUCUGGGAAUCGCAGCUCUGUAGUUUGACUGCUACCUUAAUAAAAUAAAAAUAAAAAACUUGUGCAGACUUGUGUAGAUUUCACUAACUUUUCCCAUGUAUGGACAGAUACACAAAGUUUGGACAGGAAUCCAGUAUGGUACAUUGACUCUUCUGUAGGGCAUUUAAUUGAGCUGCUCCAUGAAGCGUAUGAUUGGAAAACAGUGCGUCUUUGUUAAUCUAUUUGAUCUGCCCUGUCUAGACAAAUCGCAUUAGAAACUGAAUUUAGAAGUGACGAACCUAAUAGUUCAACAUCGCGUGGUAAUCAUACAGAUAUUUUUACUACAGUAAGUCAUAAGUAAUUAAAAAUGCUUUCAGUUGAUACCAGAAGUUAGUCAGAAUCUUUCUGUCAUUGUGUUAAACAUCUAUAGUACACAGCUCUUGUAAUCCCACGAGUUUUAUUGUAGUAUUUUGACGUAAACUUUGAUUGUCGUGGUGAUUUGAGCAAUUAAUAUGUUCAUUUGGUGUUCUCCGGUCACAUUUGCACACUGUGGGCGUGUUUUUUCCCACGGUUUUUAAUUAUGUAAUAAUCUGUAAUUACGUUGUCAUAAUUACAAGGCAACACAGGAAAGCAGUUCAUUUCCCCUUGCAAAAAAUCACCACAGCUUCUACCUAAAUAUCACAGUUAAAGAUAAAAUAUCCGUUUUCACUAGUAGGCCUAGCCUAUGUUAAUUUAUUAACGUUGACAAAUCACUUUAGCUAAUGGCACAUUCCAUUUUAGUGUCCAUUACUUAUUUUUAAAGUCACAAAUUGUACGUUUAUGUUGUGAUUGUGAUUAUUUGCUAAACUAUUAUUUAAUAUUAAAUUAUUAUCUACCAUGAAAAGAAAGUAUUUGUAGUGGCCUGUCCCACAUCAGAGGUCUUGAUCUGUAUCCAACAGUUAAAAUAAUAGAACAAUGUCAUAAUUUUGACAUAAUGCAUUGAAUUAAUAGUUUAAUAACUAAUUUUUUGCAAAAGAAGUAGUAAUAUCCUAUGAAUUCUUUAUACAGCAUGGUAGGAAACAAAUAAUCUGAUUACAUUUUUAGUAAAUUGUACAGAAAUUGUAGCGAUGACUGGCUCAAACAUUCAAAAUUGUUGUUGUACAAAACAAAUAUGUAUAGAAAAAAUGGAAAAAUCAUACAAACCAACACAGUAACAGUUUAAUUUAUAGGUUUAUUUAAUUUUUAUUAAUUUAUUUAUUUGAUAUUUACAUUUUUUUUGCUAGAAAGUGAAAUAAAUCACAUGAAUUAAAUGUUGUUAAUAAUGGGAACAAAUGGGAAAUUAAUCAAUUUUAAAGCUUCAUUUUACAUUUUGAAAAAUCUGUGUAAAGAAAAAGUGCUUAUUUUCUUUAGAGCAUCAGACAAAUGAUCAAUUGUGAUCAUCAAUAAACGUAUUUGGCUGAUUCCAUUCAGGUACAUUGCAGAAAUGCUAUGAAAAAUAAGAACAAACCGAGGCAGGCAUUAUGAUUGAGUAGAAAUAGUUCGUGAUCUUUUAUAAAUCUUAUCAGAAAAUAGAAUUUCAUAAUGUUUUUAUAUAGAAAUCCCCACAGUUAUGGUUCAAAAUUAGUUAUCAACCCAUAUCAGAGAACAUACAUGACCAUCAUUUCUAUAGAAAGUUCACUUGUUUUUCUAUUAAUUUCCCUCAAUCCUGGCCUUAUUGCUUAAACAAUUGAAGGAAAAAGGUCACUAAUAUUUCCUGUGGUAGGAGUUUCACAUGGACUAAGAUCCGUUCAUUUGCAGGUUCCCACACUGUUGUUACUUCCAGAGCUUUGGUGUUUGUCCUCCCCUGUAAACCAUUAGUUUUCUUUCUCUAAACACUCUUGUGCUCUCUCUCUCUCUCUCUCGCUCUCUGUCUGUCUUUCUCAUAAAUGAUUGUUGGUGGUGAGAGCCAGUGUGGUUCCUUCCAUGUGGCUUGAGGGACUAUGCUGCUGCUGGUAGCUCUGUGUCUGGUCUGCACUUAUAAAACCAUCUCCGCCACAGACAGCGUUCAGAACAGCAGCCGCACGCCACAGCUGGACUACAGCAGCCUGGCGCUGCCUCAGCAGCAUAUUCCAUUCUUUCUGCACAACAACAAACCAUUGGCCAAACUCUGCAAGGAGGACCCGCUUUGCCCUUUUAAAGAUGCUCUGUUGCUCAAGAAGGCCUGCUGGGGGUAUGAGAAGAGCUGCUCCGCUGAGCAUAGAUUCAGCUAUCCUGUGUGCACCAGUCUUGACUCAGGAUGGGCGAGCUCUAUUCAGGCUGCCCAGGAACUGUUCUGGAAACAGGCAGAUUUUGGCUAUGUGAGGGAGCGUCUCAGUGAGAUGAAGACAUUGUGCAAGCCGUCGAGUCCUGGCGAUUCCUCUCUGAAGUGCUCCAGUCAUAUGCGGUUCUGCAGGGCCACAGAUCUGUACCUGGACCUGAGGAGUCCCCGCAGGGGUCACGAAAGGUAUAAAGAGGAUUUCCUGGAACAGGGUGAGAUCGGUGGUCACUGCAGCCUUAAUAGUAAAGCACUAGAUGCAGAAGGGACACACAAGAGUCCUCUUCAGUCUUGGUUUGCUGAAUUGCAGACAUACUCAGAGCUUGACUUCCACCCCCUGGACGAUGGCCAUUGUGAUGUUAUAAUUGAUAGACCAACCGUCUUCAUGAAGCUUGAUGCAGGAGUGAACAUGUACCAUCACUUCUGUGACUUUGUUAACCUCUACAUCUCUCAACACCUCAACAAUUCCUUCAGCCGUGACAUAAACAUCGUCAUGUGGGACACAAGUGUGUAUGGAUAUGGAGACCUGUUCAGUGAAACAUGGCGGGCUUUCACAGAUUAUGACAUCAUUCACCUCAAAAACUUUGACUCCAAAAGGGUGUGUUUUAGAGACGCGUUUUUCUCUCUUCUUCCAAGAAUGCGAUAUGGCCUUUUCUACAACACCCCUCUUAUCUCUGACUGCCACAGUGAGGGGCUGUUCAAGGCGUUUUCCCAGCAUGUCCUUUAUCGACUCAAUAUCCCACAAGAUGGACCGAAGGAGCGCCAAGUCCGUGUCACUCUGUUGGCAAGAAGCACUGAGUACCGUAGGAUAAUAAACCAGCAGGAGCUUAUCAAUGCCCUGAAGACUGUGCCUUUAUUCGAGGUCAAGCUGGUGGAUUACAAAUUCAAAGAGAUGCCGUUUCUGGAGCAGAUCCACGUCACACACAACUCUGAUAUCUUCAUUGGGAUGCAUGGAGCCGGUCUGACCCACCUCCUCUUUCUUCCCGACUGGGCCGUAAUAUUCGAAUUGUACAACUGUCAAGAUGAGAGCUGCUACCGUGAUCUGGCCCGACUGAGGGGAGUCCAUUACAUGACUUGGCAGAAAAGGGACAAAGUGUUCCCCCAGGAUAAGGGUCAUCACCCUACUCUUGGGGAACAUCCUAAGUUUACCAACUACACUUUUGACGUAGAGGAGUUCAUGCGGUUAGUCCUUCUAGCAGCCGAACAUGUGACCCGGCACCCGGAGUGGCGCGCAAAACAAGCCCGAGAUGAACUGUAGCCUGUAAAACAUGGAACAUCUCCUGCAAGGAUGAACAAUGAACACACUCCUAUGAACUCUCUGCACGCUUAUACUCCUAUAGCUAUGCUAACGAAAAGCAAAUGGCUAAUAUGUGAAAGCACAUUUUACUUUCAGAAAAAAACAUCUGCUCUGAUCCUGUUACAUUCUGAAGCUGUUACAGUCUGCACAUGGAGGUGCUGAGUAUGUUGUUAAAAGACUCACACUUCAGUAGAUGUAUAGUUUUGACAUAUUUUGUGUGGUUUGUACCUACCCUCAGGUAUAUGUGGGCUUUUUAUAGAGACUACACUUUUACACCUGAUUUAAGUGCAGCUUUGUGAUUUAUUUCAAACUUGCUAUGGGUGAAUUUCAAUACAGUUUAUAAGACACCUUUAGACAGCACCCCCCCCUUUGGGUACUGAACUAAUGUUGAGUCCACCCACAUAGAUUGGUAGCAUUUUUUAUGACAGUUAAACCACAUUUAAAGCAUUUUUAUUUUGCUUUUAAAUGCAUUAAGGCAAGGGAGAUGACUUUAGCUUCAUAUUUAUUACAGUGUCAGCUACUUUUUUAUUUUGUAAAUGCAAAACACUCCAGUUCUGUAUUGCUUCAUUUUAUAAAGUAUUUUUAUCAGUAUUAAAAUGUGUCUGAACAUUUCAAAAGUUGCUGGAAAGGGUGUGAAUGUUAAGUUCUGGUUUGAGUCAAAGUAUUUAAUGAAAUCCUAUCAUGAUAUUUAAUUAUUAUUAUUAUUAUUAUUAGGUCUCAGUGUUUUUGAAAACAUAUGUUUUGUAUUUGUAUGCAUUUGGAAACUGAAAUGAAGCUAUUUAAAACA
Megalobrama amblycephala (Wuchang bream) is the source of this 4573-nucleotide messenger RNA. It is a transcript of the gene eogt, whose product is annotated as EGF domain-specific O-linked N-acetylglucosamine (GlcNAc) transferase. The record is from RefSeq and is a predicted model, not a curated record. Lineage: Eukaryota; Metazoa; Chordata; Actinopteri; Cypriniformes; Xenocyprididae. The coding region runs from base 2176 to 3747 and encodes 523 amino acids. The transcript has 15 exons. Gene Ontology annotation, cellular component: endoplasmic reticulum lumen. Gene Ontology annotation, molecular function: protein N-acetylglucosaminyltransferase activity.